GGUCCCUUGGAUCGUGGGUGUCAGGAGUUGAUUAUUCCGGCUUGUAAAGACUUGGGUGUUUACUCACACACUCUUUUGUCGGAGUCAGUGCAGAAGCAUCUAUACCUGGCUUUGUGGGGAAAAUCUUACAACAAAAGUGACCUGCAAAGGGAUUUUCCAAAGGUGUUCGAAAACAUUUUUGCAAACUAUCCGAAGUGUCGAAGAAAUGCAGAGACGUUAUUUUGUGGCGAGAUGUUUCCCCCGUGUUUUCUGCAUGAAACCAAGACCGUUUAUAAGACUCCUUGUAGAUCGCUGUGUAACGACAUCGCCAGAGAAUGCCCGGGAUAUUUCAGGUAAAGCUUUGAUUAAGUACCGUGAAGUUUCGAAAGUAACGACCCUCGUUACUUUCGGAUUUAGCACAACCUCGUCCCCAGGGCGCUUUCUCCACCUCCAAAGCCAGGGAAAAGCACCCUGGGGACGAGGUUGGAUUUAGCAGCCUUUUCGCUACUUUCAGAGGGUCGCUAUGUAGGAUAGCUAAAACGCUGGUGUGCUGUCACGCAUGGGCCGCUGGUUAUGGUGAUAACAUGAUCGCGACCAUGUGAAAACCUCAACACUUUUUAUUUGGAGAAACGUAUUUCAUGUUUCAAAAGAAUUGUGUGAUUAACGUGUCGUAUUAACGUUUCGAUUAACGUUUCGUAUUCCCAGACGAAAGGAAGACUACAAGUAAUGUAUCUUUUUGGGUUACAUAAAGGAUUUUAUAAAAUAACUAAGAUAGUACGCGCGUUCUGAUUGUUUAAAAACCUAUGGUUUAUUGUGCCGGUAACCCACUUGGGUUGUUGGGGGAGCACUCGAAAAGCCUGUAAAUCACUCGCCUUCGGCUCAUUAUUUACAAGCUUUUCUCGUGCUCUUCCAACGUCCCGCGUGGGCUAUCACGCCGGUAAAUCCAUAAAAAGGGUGGUCUAUUGCUUAAAUUACCGUUAAAAGUAAACCUCGGAUCACUAAGGUAAAUUUUGCUGUCUCUAUAAAUUUCCCUUUCAUUCCGGCACAGUUAUCAAAGUCGAUAACCUAGACCAAAACAAACUAUUAGCCAAUCAAACUUCAAGCAAAAAGGGAAAUUACUUUAGAAGUCGCUACUAUACUUUCGCGAGGUCGUUAUUUUCGGGGGGUCGCUACUUUUGGCAUUUGUGAACACUUGCGAAAUUUCACCACUAUAACAAAAAGGGAAAUAACUUUUGAAGUGACUACUUUAGGAAGGUCGUUAUUUUCGGAACGUUACGGUAGUAUCUUAUGGAGCGUUUUCACAUGACGUCAUGUUGUUCCAAAACAAUGAAGCAGCGGCUAUGUUGGUGUUUCAAGCCAAUUGUACGGGUGUGUGAACUGAACCUGUUUCUCAUAUAAAAAAACUUUCUUAUGUACCAAUAAAUUUGCAUAGUUGCUGGUUACGUGAGUGAAAAGGCUCCAUUGGCUGUUUCCAGAUAGGAGUUUUAAUUAAAUGUCAAUCUGGGACGAACUUGGACAAUAGAUUGACUAAAUGUUGUAGCUGAAGAGGGUCGCAGUGGGGAAGUGAUUUUGGCGAUAAACGGUCGAUAUCCUGGUCUAACGCAUUUAAUGGUUAACCUCUGUUUUUCGUUAUGGUUAGCCGAAUUUUUACAAAAUUAUUUGUAUUAUAAAAUUGGCAAUGAACCGCUGAACCGGAACUAAGGCUGUCACGAAAGUUGUGCUAAGAUGAAAACAGCGAAAAUAGGACCCGCCUAAUUUGUUUUGUUUGUUUGUUUUCCUUUCAGUAAUGACUUCAAUGAAGCAGAAUAUUGUGGUUUUCAUCCAGAGGGAGACACGGACGAUGUGUUUUGUGACAUAAAGGAAUGGCCUUCUCCAUUUCAUUUGCUUGAUUAUAUAGGUCAGUGAUUAUUACAUUGUUUGAGUGUGGUUUAUACGGUCACAUGCAAGAAGACGCACCAUGACUAUCGCGAGUAUUUCCAGCAGAGGUGCUGUUUUCAGGCAAUUUAGAAUAUUAAAUAUGUUCCGCCCUCCACGUUCUACAACUUAACCGAGGCUUUCAGUUCUUUGAAUUUCCAUUUAAGGUGUUUUCAUUAGAUCGGUGGGGUAACCUUAGCUAAUAACUUGUAAUCUGAACAAAGGUUACGAGGUGUGUACGGCAAAUCUCGAUACCAGGCUCUCUCUCUCUCUUUGGCUAGUCGGUGAUGAUGACAUUCACCCCAGAAAAAUGGGCGGGAAUGUGAUGCCAGAUACGUGUUCCGUAAUCCGUUCACCGGUUGUCCCUCGUCCCAUACACUACUGCUCACUCAAGUUGUAUUAGGGCUGUGUUCUUCUAUGUCGAAUCGAAGGCUAAACGUGAGACCCUUAUAUGGUCAAUGCAAUAUAUAUGACAAAAGGCAACCCCCGCGAGGAUGCAAUGACAAUUCCUAAUUGAACCGUCAUCCUCACCUUAUAAAGGAGUAGUCCAGGAUUGUUUUACGACGCCAAAGGAGUUCUUGUAAUAAAAUUUUCAAAAAUGUGAAUUUACUUGCGCAACGCUAGCAUUACGCCAGAAAUGGUUGGAGAUGACCCUUCCAGGCUGUCUUUUUGCUAUAGCAACAGCCAGUAUAUUGAAAUUAAGUUACCCAUUUCAGCUGUAGGUGUCUGAUCAACUCAGUGUCAACUUUGCUUUUGGUUUUAACUUUUGUUUUCCACAGAUCUCCUGACAACAACGUCAGCACCACCCAAGGAACCAAAUAAGCAGGCCCCCAAAGGGUGGGUCAUUGCUGUGGCAGUGCUGUCGUGCCUGGCAGUUGUGGGGCUCGUCUUAGGGGGCUUAAUUUGGUGGAAGUGGCGAAGGACAUCACCUGGAGUGGCGUACAAGAAACAGCACGAUAGCCUG
Molecule: messenger RNA, 2857 nt
Organism: Porites evermanni
Lineage: Eukaryota; Metazoa; Cnidaria; Anthozoa; Scleractinia; Poritidae
Source: the annotation of a GenBank genome assembly